Molecule: messenger RNA, 5079 nt
Organism: Pomacea canaliculata
Lineage: Eukaryota; Metazoa; Mollusca; Gastropoda; Architaenioglossa; Ampullariidae
Product: conserved oligomeric Golgi complex subunit 3-like
Exons: 21
Coding region: 11-2635 (874 amino acids)
Biological process (GO): intracellular protein transport; Golgi organization; intra-Golgi vesicle-mediated transport
Cellular component (GO): membrane; cis-Golgi network; COG complex
Source: RefSeq, a predicted model, not a curated record
CUCAACUAGUAUGGCUGAUACGUUGCACAGCCGACCAGUGAAUCAGCGGAUAAUCCGCGAUAGGUUGUCACUAUGGGAAGCGAAAACAAACCCGACAGCACCUCUCACAUCCAAACAGAAAGAUGCGUUGAUGGAACUUACUGCCAUCGCAGCAGAAAGGCCAUUACCUCCUGAGUUGCCUGAGGAUGAUAUUCCUCUCCUGCCACUGCGAGAAACAUCAAGUUCCAAUGCUUCAGAACAAGGAGAUUUUCUGGGUGAUUUCAUCCAGCAAUCUUUACCAGGAGGACAAAAGAUAGAAAAUGCUCAACAGUUUUUUUCAUGGUUUUCACACCUGGAUGAUGCUUUAGAGCAUGAAGAGGAAGAGCUGUAUAGGCCUUACCUGGAGUCACUUUGCAUGUACCAGACACAGUGUGACACAGUAUUACAAGAAGUGACACAGUGUGUUGACUUUCUACGACAGCUGCAUCAGCAGUACAUCAAUGUCUCCACAAAAACCAACGCAUUACAUGAUGAAUGCGAACACCUUCUGGCUGAACAGACACAGUUAAUGAACACUGCAGAGAGCAUCAGCAACAAGUUGUCUUACUUCAAUGAGUUGGACACCAUUACCACAAAAUUAUCACGCCAGACUCUUUCAGUGACAGAUGAGUCAUUUGUACCCAUGCUUUCACGGAUUGAUGAGUGCAUUCAUUAUAUGCAGUCUAAUCCACAUUUUAAGGAGUCCGAAACCUACCUCUUGCAGUUUCGUCAGUGUUUGUCUCGUGCACUAGGUCACAUACGAACCUAUGUCACUAAUAUUCUCACAGCAGCCACACAGGCAGUUACUCCACAGAAGGAUGCACCCAACAUGGCCGACAAUGCAUUUACGCUGUUCUACGGCAAAUUCCGUGCUAAUGCACCAAGAGUCAAACCACUCACAGAGCAAGUUGAAAGUCGCUUGGACAAAGGACCAGAGUAUCACCAGGUUCUAGAAGACCUGCAUAACUGUUACUUUGCACAGCGUGAAAUCCUGUUAACCCCCAGCAUCUCCACAACAAUUAAUGAUCUUGCCAGCAAACAUUCCCGUGACCACUGUGCACUGGUUCGAAGUGGAUGUGCAUUCAUGGUUCAUGUAUGUGAAGAUGAAUAUCAGCUAUUCCUGAACUUCUUCUCCAGACCUACUCCUGGCCUUGAUGGGAUGUUGGAGCGCUUAUGCAAUCAUCUGUACGAUGUUUUCCGACCAUUCAUCAUUCACAUCCAGCAUCUGGAGACUCUAGCAGAACUGUGCAGCAUCCUGAAGGUGGAGAUGAUGGAGGAGCAUGUCCGACAAAAUCCCCAGGAGCUAAAGGCAUUUGCAACCAUCUGCCAGCAGAUGUUGAUGGAUGUUCAGGAACGGCUGGUGUACAGGACAUAUAUCUUUAUCCGGUCCGAUAUUCUGCAGUACAAUGCUGCACCAGGUGACCUGGCUUACCCAGAGAAGUUGGAGAUGAUGGAGAGCAUUGCAGAGAGUCUAAAGAAGACUAGCAAGCCAACACAUGGCUCUCACUCACGCACACCAUCUAACGCCUCCAGUACUAGUGCUGAAGUGGCACAGCUUACAUCCCACCCUGAUGCCACUGUCAUCAGUUCUGAGAUGCUGGGGGCUACAGAAGGAUCAGGAGCUGCAGGCAGUGAGGACAGCCAGUUGAUUGAUGUGCCUCUUGAUCGCAGUACUGAAGAUAUGGUCAGCAACAUGCCUAUGUCACCUGCUGACCUGCACGGAAUGUGGUAUCCCACGGUUCGACGAACCCUUGUCACUCUCUCCAAACUUUAUCGGUGCAUUGAUAAAACAACUUUCCAAGGGCUGUCACAAGAGGCACUUCAAGCAUGUGUGGAGUCACUAAAGAAUGCCAGAGAUGGGAUCAUCAAACGUAAGACAGCACUUGAUGGACAGCUUUUUCUAGUAAAGCAUCUUCUGAUCCUGCGAGAGCAAAUAGCACCAUUCCAAGCAGACUUCUGCAUUCGUGAAACACACCUAGAUUUCAGCAAAAUCAAAGAAAUGGCCAAGUCACGCUCUGGGUUGGGCUUCAACGCACUUUGGGAUGCAGCGUAUGGUCUUUUACAGAAGAAAUCACAGCUGUUCUCUUUUAACACAAACAAUGCACUGUUACAGUUUAUUUUGGAGGGCACCCCACAAGUAACAGAAAUGUUUGUGGACUCAAAACGUGAUGUUGACCAGCAACUGAAGUCAACAUGUGAAGAUUUCAUCCGUCUGGUCACCGAUAUGUUUACUGUUCCUCUUACUACAUUUCUGUCAAGAGCAACUGUAGUGGUGAGCAUGAAGAAAGAAGAUGGCACACCUAGAGUUUUGCUGCGGACUCAACCAUUUGCCACACCUGAAAAAGCGCAUGAUGUUGCAAUGGAAACCUACCGCAAUCUCAAGACAAAACUUCCAGGUGUGCAGCGAAGCAUGGCAUUGUACCUAGCGAACCGUGACACCGAAUCCAUCCUCUUUCGCCCAAUUAAGGUGAAUGUUCAGCAGUGUUUUGGAAAGCUGUCACAGCUGUUGUUGGAGCACUACACUGAGGAGGACCGCUUGAUUGUUGCCUGCCCCACUGCUGAGCAGAUCAGCCUUCUCUUAGCAUCAGCUGCUCGCCAGUCUCUUCAAGCCUUGUAAUGGCUACAACAGUGGGACAAGAGGGGACCAGUCAUGGGAGAGCAGAUUCUUUUUCUCCAUUCACAAUUCAGCAUCCCGCUGCCAUCAUCUGGCUUUUGCACCUUCUGACUUCUGUAGCAUCUCCAGCAGUCCUGAUUUCAGGAGUGCAGCAGCAGUUAUUUAAGUGUGGGUCAUUUGAAGAGAUGAACAUGCUAUGUUACCGUGGGGGUUUUGGAGGUUUUUUUUGGGUUUUUUUUUUUUUUUGAAAUUUUUUGCCCGCUGCCAUUUUCUGCAACUAGAAAAAACAUGCAUGGGAUACCUCCAGUUGUUUCAAAUCUGUUUCCUGAUGACAAACUGAUAGAAACAAUCUUGGCUUACCCCUACUCUUCGUCUGUGAAGUCCAAAAGCUGAGUUCAGUUUCUGGCCAAGGCAUAUCUUCUCACGGUGAUCAGUCAUGUCAUGUUACUUCCAAACCAAAGCUUGUUCUAAUGGGUGGACAUAUUCUAAAUUUUGCAGCCUAUCUUAAAUGUAUCAUCAUGUAUGGCAUGAAGUCAGCUUUGCUCAUGUAUGUUUAUAACACCAAACAACACAAUUCCAUGUUCAAAGUGUUCGUGAUUUCUUGUUAGCCGUGUGCUAUAAACACGUGCACAAAAUGGAGCGAAAAAAACAGGGAAGUGCUUAAAAAUAUCAGGAUGUGCUAUUUUUAAACAGCAGUCUUAAUAAUAAGAAGAAAAUAUACUCUGCAACAUUAACACCAUUCUCUGAGCAGCAAUCAAGUACAUGAACAUUAUAAAUGGUAGAGACUGUAAAACAAAUAAUAAAAGUGAAAGUUACAGAUGACAUGGAUCAGCAGCAAGACUGACAUUUUUAAGAGUGUAGCAUGGAGGUAAAAAGCUGUAUCAGUGACCAUGAGGGACUUGGGGGUCAAAGGCUAAAACAUGCUUUAAAGUACAGUAAAAUCACCUCAUUAAGACCUUCUGUAUUGCAAUCCCCUCUAAGGAUAAAACAAAAACAUUUCCUAAACACAUUUCACUGUACAUCUUGCCUAUCGUGACUACCUCCCCAACGUGACUUACAACCAUCAGUUUUUGCUCUUUUGUGUCUUGCUUGCAGAAAUUGCAUGUUGAAAAAAAAAAAAAAUUAAGUGUAUUUUAAAAUGCACUGCUUCUGGCUGACCUUUCACCCUUUAUCACAACUUUUUGCAGAAAUAAUGCAAAAUAACGUUAAGUAUAUUUUGAAAGAGGCUAUUUGUGUGUUGGGUUUUUUCGGUUUGUAUGAAAUGUCUAUGCAAACAUUGGUUAACAUCAAACAGGUGGUAUUCUCUGGCAUGGGUGACUUCAACUUUCACUGUUAGGACGAUAUCGUCAUGGUGGGGUACAUUUGAUAGGCAGGACAAUAUGGUUUGGGGUCGAAAUGACCAUCCUGUUCAUUGUUUUCUUUGUUUACCAGUUCACACAUCAGUCAAUUGUGCUUCUCUAAUGAUCUUGUGCAUGUCAUCUGCUCUGUUUUAAAUUUUUGCAGAAAUCACACUUCAAAAAAUACAUGCAGUGCAUUUUAAGAGAGUAUUUUUUGUCUACCAGGGUACCCCUGUAUUGAUCAAUGGCUCAUCUAUAAAUCUGAAUUCAGGCACAACAAUGGCAAAAUACGCAAGCAUGACCAAGCAAAAGCACUAUAUGUGGCUUUUAGAGUUUUAUUUUCAACAAAGAAAUAUGAAUUCGAAUUUAUAUCUGAGGUCAUGGUUAGUGGAAUGAAGGGGAAGGGGGUAAAUUGAUACUUUAUGUGGAGCCAGCAACUAAGGCUAUAUCAGUCUACCAGUCUUUUCCUAUGCCUAACCUCGGGUAUUCUUCAUGCACAGAUUUUCUGUCUUUCAUGUCUGUUGUUGUGUCUCUGUCCAGUUUCUUGUUUUGUGUAAUCAGCAUGUGUGUUAUCUACAUUUUGUAUCAGUUGAAUGUGUGCUUUUAGUGUUUUGUAUUCAGAAAGUGUUUGUAAAGUGCAUUGAGUCUACAGUGCAAUAGAGGAAUGUGCUGUAUAAACUGCAGCAUUAUUAUUAUUAUCACAGUAAGGCAGCCUGGAAACAGAUGCCACAUACCGAGAGAUUUCAUGGCAGGAAAGCAGACUUGUAAAUUUCCCUACUAAGAUCUCCCUCACAACUUGAUUUUGGGACAUGUUAAUGAGGUUUUACUGUAUAUAUUUUCUGACUCAUAUUUUGCAUUAAUAUUUAUUGUUGGAUAUUUGUGUUAAUACCAGUUACGUAAAACAUCAUUUGUCCAUGAACAUAUGGAAACAGCAAGAGUUACAUAGAUAUGUCAAAAGGUUGUUAAUUUUCUGUGGAUACUGUUUAUAUUAAUUGCUUAUUUUGUCUCACAAGCCGAAUAUAUCACUUUCUGGCAAAUAUGACAUCCUUUUUUUCAAAAUAUAAAAAUACUUAGAAAUUUUUAUUUACUUAAAAUAAAUUUAUGUUCAUA